Eubalaena glacialis (North Atlantic right whale) is the source of this 2830-nucleotide messenger RNA. It is a transcript of the gene IRX2, whose product is annotated as iroquois homeobox 2. The transcript has 4 exons. Gene Ontology annotation, molecular function: DNA-binding transcription factor activity, RNA polymerase II-specific; RNA polymerase II cis-regulatory region sequence-specific DNA binding. Gene Ontology annotation, biological process: regulation of transcription by RNA polymerase II; cell development; neuron differentiation. Gene Ontology annotation, cellular component: nucleus. The record is from RefSeq and is a predicted model, not a curated record. Bases 72 to 1499 code for a protein of 475 amino acids. NCBI's taxonomy places the organism in Eukaryota, Metazoa, Chordata, Mammalia, Artiodactyla, Balaenidae.
GCGUGGAUGGAGGGCGCCGCGCGCCCUGCCCGCUGCUCGGCGUGACGCGGGCCCGGCGCCCCGCGCCCACCAUGUCCUACCCGCAGGGCUACCUGUACCAGGCGCCCGGCUCGCUGGCGCUAUACUCGUGCCCGGCGUACGGCGCGUCGGCACUGGCGGCGCCGCGCAGCGAGGAGCUGGCGCGCUCGGCGUCGGGCUCGGCGUUCAGCCCUUACCCGGGCUCCGCGGCCUUCACCGCGCAGGCGGCCACGGGCUUCGGCAGCCCGCUGCAGUACUCGGCCGACGCUGCCGCCGCCGCCGCCGGCUUCCCAUCCUACAUGGGUGCGCCCUACGACGCACACACGACCGGGAUGACGGGCGCCAUCAGCUACCACCCUUACGGGAGCGCGGCCUACCCGUACCAGCUCAAUGACCCGGCCUACCGCAAGAACGCCACGCGGGAUGCCACGGCCACGCUCAAGGCCUGGCUCAACGAGCACCGCAAGAACCCUUACCCCACCAAGGGCGAGAAGAUCAUGCUGGCCAUCAUCACCAAGAUGACCCUCACGCAGGUCUCCACCUGGUUCGCCAACGCGCGCCGGCGCCUCAAGAAGGAGAACAAGAUGACGUGGGCCCCCAGGAACAAAAGCGAGGACGAGGACGAGGACGAGGGCGACUCGGCAAGGAGCAAGGAGGAGAGUCCGGACAAGGCGCAGGAGGGCACCGAGACUUCGGCGGAGGACGAAGGUAUCAGCCUGCACGUCGACUCGCUCACGGAUCACUCGUGCUCCGCCGAGUCGGACGGAGAGAAGCUGCCGUGCCGGGCUGGGGACCCCCUGUGCGAGUCGGGCUCGGAGUGCAAGGAGAAGUACGACGACCUGGAGGACGACGAGGACGACGACGAGGAGGGCGAGCGGGACCUGGCGCCGCCCAAGCCCGUGACCUCGUCGCCGCUCACCGGCGUGGAGGCGCCGCUGCUGAGCCCCCCAUCCGAGGCCGCGCCCCGCGGGGGCGGCGGCGGCGGCGGCAAGACGCCCCUGGGCAGCCGGACGUCGCCGGGCGCGCCGCCGCCGGCCAGCAAACCCAAGCUGUGGUCUCUGGCCGAGAUCGCCACGUCGGACCUCAAGCAGCCGAGCCUGGGCCCGGGCUGCGCGCCGCCGGGGCUGCCAGCGGCCGCCGCGCCCACCUCGUCCGGGGCGCCGCCGGGCGGCUCGCCCUACCCCGCGUCGCCGCUGCUCGGCCGCCACCUCUACUACACGUCACCUUUCUACGGCAACUACACAAACUACGGGAACUUGAACGCGGCGCUGCAGGGCCAGGGGCUCCUGCGGUACAACUCGGCGGCCGCGGCCCCCGGAGAGGCGCUGCACGCGGCGCCCAAGGCUGCCAGCGAUGCGGGCAAGGCGGGCGCGCACCCGCUGGAUCCCCACUACCGGCCCCCCGGCGGCGGCUACGAGCCCAAGAAAGAUGCCAGUGAGGGCUGCACCGUGGUUGGUGGAGGCCUCCAGCCCUACCUAUAGAAGGGCCGCACACAGCAAUGCAAGUAAGUGGGCUCCCUGGGGUUCCCCCCUACCCCGUGGGGAGCCUCCCCGAACCAGUUGCCCUGUAAACUUGCUUAAUGUGUAUUUCUUGCUUUUUGUCACGGGGUUUGAGGACAGAGCACUGCAGUCUUCCCCGGUGUUUUUGUUUUGUUUUGUUUUUCCCUUUAAGUGGGAGACGAUCCAUUCUCUUUUAGAGGUCCCUCUUUUUCUGCUCAAGUUCUGCUUUACAGAAUCACUCCUUUAACUGGAAUGUAUUUAUUGCACUACUGCUGUUGUUUUCUCUUUGGAAAAAAUAGAUUCUUAAAAUCUGGGUAUUUGUAUGCAACUUGGAACUUUUUUUGUUUUUUAACUAUGCUAGACCCUUAAUAGACACUUGCUUUGAUGAGCGAGUGCUCCUGAAACUUGGGGUAUCAAACCCCUUUAUAGAUGAUCUUUGCAGAGUCAGACUGUAGAGACAUAGAAGGACUAGUCUAGUCUUUUAUCAGGCUUGUCCCUAUGUCCAGAUGGACUAGAUAGGGCCGUGCAGUUCGCCUGGCUGACAGCAGUAACUCAAAAAAUACCUACUUUACAAGUAGGCACAAUUACUAAUCACAGAUCUUGAAGAUGGGAAAGAGGCAAAACCAUUUCAGAUGGACUCCUUUUUAGAAUAUGGUGAUGUUGGCAUGGGACUGAAGGAUUUGGGAUGAUUUGGUUUUUUCCUUGGUCCACAGGUAGGUGUCACAAUUGCUUUGGAAAAAAAAAGUCAGCAGGCCAUUCUCUCUCCCCAAGUUCAUAAAUAUACAGAUAUAUAUAUAUAAAAAUGAUCUCUAAAUCCGGACCACAUCUUGUGCCACUGUAAACGAGAAGGAUCCACAGGGCACUGCCAACCCACAGACUCUAUUGGAACAGACUUUUGUUGGACAUAUGUGAAUUUGUUGGCAUAGUAUAGCUUCCCCAAUGUAUGUGUGACUUUUGAAAACAAUCUUUUUUCUCAGGAUAUCUUGAAUUGAUCACUUCAUUGCCACGGUAUAUAUUCUAUAGGUGUGAUAGGAUUUACUGUAAAGUUUAUUUGUAAAAGAUGUACACAGUAGAAAUAAAACGUGAUUAUAGAACUUGAGUACUUAAGAAGUGGAAACAAAUUUGAUAUUUAUUUUUAUAAUGAUAUAAAGCUUCUAGUAAUUUAUGCAAGUUGUAUUGCAAUGGAAUCUAAACCUUUUGUAAAUAAAUUCUGCCUGGUUUUUAUUUGAACAUUGCUGGUUAUAUAAUCUUUGUUGGUUGUUUAACAAGAAUUCUUUACUAAUUUAUAUCUUAAAUUGCAAAUAAAAACAAAC